Messenger RNA from Solea solea (common sole), 2089 nucleotides. It is a transcript of the gene prps1b, whose product is annotated as phosphoribosyl pyrophosphate synthetase 1B. The transcript is spliced from 7 exons. Bases 216 to 1178 code for a protein of 320 amino acids. Lineage: Eukaryota; Metazoa; Chordata; Actinopteri; Pleuronectiformes; Soleidae. Gene Ontology annotation, molecular function: ATP binding; magnesium ion binding; ribose phosphate diphosphokinase activity. Gene Ontology annotation, biological process: purine nucleotide biosynthetic process; ribonucleoside monophosphate biosynthetic process; 5-phosphoribose 1-diphosphate biosynthetic process. Gene Ontology annotation, cellular component: cytoplasm; ribose phosphate diphosphokinase complex. The record is from RefSeq and is a predicted model, not a curated record.
UGAAGGCGUGCGCGCUCUGCUCCGUCCGUGGAGGGAAGCCGCACGCGUGAUGCGUGUGACAUAAUGGUGGAAAAGACAAGUACAGAACACAUUUCAUCUCUGUCCUGGUAGCUCGUCAACUGUCGAACCCGUCCUAGCUGUUGUUGUGGACUCUUGCGCCCCGCGGACUCGACAGCUGCCGGCUCGGACUGAACGACGCCCUGGACCGCAACAAAAUGCCGAAUAUCAAAAUAUUCAGCGGCAGCUCACAUCCGGACCUGUCUCAGAAAAUAGCAGACCGCCUGGGUCUCGAGCUCGGGAAGGUGGUCACCAAAAAAUUCAGCAACCAAGAGACUUGUGUCGAAAUAGGCGAGAGUGUGCGGGGAGAAGAUGUCUACAUUGUCCAGAGUGGCUGUGGAGAAAUUAAUGACAAUUUAAUGGAGCUGUUGAUAAUGAUCAACGCCUGCAAGAUUGCCUCGGCCUCCAGAGUCACAGCUGUCAUCCCCUGCUUCCCGUACGCCCGGCAAGACAAGAAGGACAAGGUGGGGAGUCGUGCCCCUAUCUCAGCCAAGCUGGUGGCCAACAUGUUGUCAGUGUCCGGCGCCGACCAUAUCAUUACAAUGGACUUGCAUGCCUCACAGAUACAGGGGUUCUUUGAUAUUCCAGUUGAUAACUUGUAUGCAGAGCCAGCUGUGUUGAAAUGGAUCAAAGAGAACAUCGCUGAGUGGAAAAAUUGUACCAUUGUCUCACCUGAUGCAGGAGGAGCUAAGAGGGUCACCUCAAUAGCAGACAGGCUGAAUGUGGACUUUGCUCUUAUUCACAAAGAGAGGAAAAAAGCAAAUGAGGUCGACCGCAUGGUUCUUGUUGGAGAUGUGAAGGAUCGGGUUGCCAUUCUCGUGGAUGACAUGGCUGACACAUGUGGCACAGUCUGCCAUGCUGCUGACAAACUAAUCUCCGCUGGUGCCACAAAGGUGUAUGCCAUCCUCACACAUGGCAUCUUCUCUGGCCCGGCUAUCUCACGCAUCAACAACGCCUGCUUUGAAGCUGUGGUGGUCACCAAUACAAUCCCUCAGGAGGAGAAGAUGAGACACUGUCCCAAAAUACAGGUUAUUGACAUCUCCAUGAUCCUCGCUGAAGCCAUCCGUAGAACUCACAACGGAGAGUCCGUGUCGUACCUGUUCAGCCACGUCCCCUUGUAACAAAUGGCGUUUUUGCCCGUCAACCUGUGUGCUGUUACACCAAAGAGGGAAGAGGGAGCUCCCCCUUAACCUCAACACAACCAUGAGCUAAAAUGUUUAGCUAACUAACCGUAAAAAAAAAAAAAAGAAAGAAAUGGAACUGUCGUGUCUGUUACUAAUGCUCAUUUGAGUUUCCUUCACCCUUGAGCAAAAUAAUGGCAAGCUACUAUAUUUAUUGUACGUGGGUUUAAAAAAAAAAUCUCAAAGAACUUUGCGCGCCUUUCAUAACAUUAACAUACAGAGAUUCUCCUGCCCAUUUCACCUCUGUGAGAGGCUUUUCAGUCAGAGCUUGUAUCAAUAUUAUAGGGAAGUGGUCAGGAGAAGGAUCUGUUGAAUUGAGCUGUUACAGUGCUUUUUGCGUUUUGUUACUAUAUGAUCAAGUAUACUUUUUCAUGUCGCUCUUGUAUCCUCUACUUUUUUUUUUUGAAAGACAAUAAUGAAGUGAAUGUGUAUUGAACUAGUUUAGUGCCACUGAAGCUCCCCUCAGCCAAGAGCGCUUCAACAGUCCGAGAUGAAACAACCUUUUCCCACUCAUUUUUCAGGGGCUUUCUCGUGUUUUGACUGUGGAAGAUGUCUUGGGGUGUUUCUCUCAGCUGUUGAGGUGCCUUCAUUGAGUGGGGAUUCCCCCGUGUCCAGGGUUUUAUUCUGUUCAGGUUCUUUCUCUUGAGAAGCGAACAGAUUUUUAGCUUGGGGUCUCUGCAGGCUGGAGCUUCCUUCAGAAAUAUUCACCUGCCUUUUCCGCCCCUUCUUUCUUUUUAUGUUUGCAGGAAGGAUUUGUCUUUACUGUGCAUAUUUGUGUUUACUUUUUCUGUAGGAUGAAUGCGCCAGUUAUCUAAUGGUGUGUUCUUAAUAAAAAAGAGAUAUGCCUAAAA